AGUACGUCAGGUAAUGGGGUUAGGUGGUAUGUACGUGUAGCAGUGUGAGCAGUAGAGUCAAGCGUGUACCGUGCAGGGUACAGUCCCACAUCGUCAAGUUCUAGAACUUUUCUAGCCAUCGGUAUAAUCUAGCUAGAACUAGCUGCCUGUGUAUACUAGUUAGGGCUAGCUGGUGGGUAUUCUAGCCAGGAUUAACUGGUUGUUGGUGCUAUACACUUUUGACUGCCCCAACUUUCGACAGGCUCAAGUCGUGCACGAGCUGGGAAACAAACCGACUCAGUUCACCAGUCCUGAUCAUGAAGACCGCGAGAGUCCCAGUCUAAGAGAGGAACAAACCACGUGACCAUGUCUAGCUACUUCAGCUCUAAGCGCCGGUUCAGCAGACCGGAAGAGCCGCAGCCUCGUUUUGAAUGGCGCAUGCGUGUUCACAGUUUAAUGAUGGACGACAAUGACACGGCGCCCUCCGUGGUAGAAAGGCGAGUCCAGCGCUACGACUACAGGCGAGCUUCAGGCGAGUCCCCACCCACGGGCGCCGACCCCCAGGACAGGAAGUCUGGAGCCGACUCGGAGCCGCACAGACCCUGGCGGGAGAGGCUGCAGAGGACGAAAUCUGAGGGCCAUUUGAAGGUUAGGCUGAGACUGUCCAAGUUUUCAGAAACUUCGAAGAGUUUAGACCACGGCGAGGCGGGGGCUGAGGGGACUGACUUGUUGGCAGACGCGAGUCAGGCGACCGGAGCAGACGACCGUGAUGUGGAGAGCAGGGCGGGAAGUUUCCAGUCGUCAGAAGGUCAAGGACAUCCUGUGGACCGAGCUAACGAUCAAUGUCAAGGUGAUACACAUCGCCAUAAUGAUCGCGACAUCAGAUCACAACAUGAUGACGCCUCGGUUGGGUUUGACCGUGACGUCAAACCACAAUUUGAUGACGCGAAAGUUGGGAGGGAUCCUGACGUCAAACCACAACAUGAUGACGCCGCAGUUGGGUUUGACCGUGACGUCAAACCACAAUUUGAUGACGCGAAAAUUGGGAGUGAUCCUGACGUCAACAGUCUGGAUUUUGCUGGCGCUUGUUCGGUAAAAAUAGACAACUCUUCCGAUCAGCGGAAGUCAGGCGACGAAUCUGUCGAUGGCUCACGGGAAAUCUCCGAUCGCCCACUUUAUCCUAACACUACCCCACCGGUCAACGUGGAAGGUGCGUCUGCUGGGGUGGGUGGUCAGGACCUGUCGGCUAACAUCAAUGCUGCCACGGGGGCGAUACCCAAGACACACACCGCCACAGCAAAGUGUGUAGCAGGUCGGCCAAGCUGUGAGAAAGAUUCAGAUUGUGAAGAAACUGAACAAGAAAACAGUUGUAUAAACAUUCCAAACAGACUGAGUCUUGAUGAAGGUACGAGAGAAGCUAAACACAUUUUACAAAAUGAUGCAGAAAACAGUUCUGACGCGCGAGGAUACGGAACGACUGGGACUGUUUACAACGUGUGUGAAGGGCUACCCAAUGGCCGCAGCGAGAAAACAGAAGAACCAUGUGCUGCUGGCUUGAGUAAAGCUUCCAGCGAGAAAACCGAGGAACAAUGUGCAGCUGGCUUGAGUAAAGCUUCCAGCGAGAAAACAGAGGAACCAUGUGCUACUGGCUUGAGCAAAGCUUCCAGCGAGAAAACAGAGGAACCAUGUGCUGCUAGCUUGAGUAAAGCUUCCAGCGAGAAUACAGAGGAACCAUGUGCUACUGCUGGCUGGAGCAAAGCUUCCAGCGAAGACAAGGGGGACAUGGACGACAUCGAGGCCAUCAUAGAACAAAUUAUUGCGGAGGAGGAGGGCAUGGUUGAGGGGAAGGCCGCCAGCGCUAGACUGAUCAGCGCAGCGGUUGAUCACAUGAAUGCGAGAGACAGGGACGCUCUCCACGCGGACAUGCGCGAGCUGCAGCAGAAGGUAGACGACUGCAACCAGGAGGCUGAGCACGGCCUGGACAUCACGCGUGGUGGCCAGCAGCUGACGUCACAGUCCUCAUCCCUGCCGUCGUAUCGUCACAGACACGAGUCAGGGCACAUCCAAACGGUGCUGCCCUUCUCAUCCUCAUGCCCCUCGUCUCAUGGACUCCCCUCAAAUGUUGACAAGACAGAUGACGUAAAGAAAGAGGAGGAAGAGGAAGAAGACUUGGAUUCGUGGGCGUACCUGCCCGUCAUUCUAAUCGAAGACAUCUUCACGCUGCUGACGCCCAAGGAGCGGCACCAAGCCUCCAUGGUCUGCCGGCAGUGGUACGAGCUCUUCUACUCGCCCCGGGUCUGGGAGACCUUCAUCCUGCUCGAGAGGACGCUGACCAAGAAGAGGUUCAACUUGUACAAGGGCUACCAGCGAGAGCUUUGUCCUGGCAAAACUCAGCUGUGCUUCCGACGAGUCGGGUCUUUCUUCAAGAGGAUCGUGGUGACGCCCAUCACCGACUACUUCAACCUGUACGAGUUCCUGAGGAUCCUGGCGGCCUUCCUGCAGUUCCAGGAGGACCACGGCCAGAACGCCAUGCCGCUCCUGCACACCUUCGACUUCACCUUCGCCUGCGCCAGCCGCAGUGAGGGGGUGGAGAUGGUUCAUGGGACGGGCGGACAGAUCCUGGAGAUGAUCAAACAGCUGCUGGUCAGGAUGAGCAACCUGAAACACCUCAAGCUGAACCAGCUGCUGGUUGACGUCAUGGACGUGGCCCCGCUCUUUGACGCCAUCACCAACUGCUUCUGUGAGAGUCUGAGCUCGCUGGAGAUGCUGAACGUCACCAAAGUUCCACUGGCUCUCACAGACCUGGCCCGCUUCCGGAACCUGAUCAAGCUGAGCAUCAGCCCGCAGCACCUCAACGACGAGGUCCUGCUGCUCGUCUCCGGCCUGAACAUCCUGCAGCUGCACCUGCUGCAGGACCCCUACACCUGCGACUGCGAGCCCGUGUCCAGCGAGGCGUGGAAGCUGGCCCGCGAGAUGGCGCCAUGGAUGUGCGUCUAUCUGGAAGUCUCCGGACUGACCAGAGCUCCCGUCUUGAUCCAGCCCCGGGCGCCCGUCCACGGCGUGUUCCUACGGACGCCCUACAGCCGCGUCACCAACGACUUGGUUGUGUCCCUUGUGGAGAACUACAGCAAAACUCUGCGCUACUUUGUCCAGGAGCGGUUACCCCGCUUCCACGGCCCUAGGGGCUUCCGCUACAGGUGCGACUCGUCCCUCUUGUUCCUGCUGCGUCGCUGCCCCGCCCUCCACACGCUGGUCAUUCGCGACCGCAUCAGCACGUCGUCGCUGGUCCUGCUGGCCAGCGAGGGCAGGCGCCUGACCACCUUCCUCGUGCGGAAGAACGGCCUGAUCAAGCGCUGCGACUGGCCGCAGUGCGGCGAGAUGUCCAAGGACUUUUACGCCGGGCUCAGGGAGGCUGCGCUCGACUACGACAAGUGCAAGGACAAAAUCUGCUCGCUGUUACAGCGGCGCUGGAAACCUUUGCCGGACCGGCAGUUUAUGCGAAUCAAAAUCGUUCCCAGAAUGCAAUUGUUUUAAAUAAGUUUGGAGUAAAAUGAACAAUGUGGUUGUUAUUUGCGUGUUCGUGCCGUGUAGUACUCGAUUAGUCUAUAGUUGUUGUGCUCUGUCCUUGUGCUUGUUCGUUGUGUAACCAUGCAAGAAAUAAAAAUAUCACUA
Physella acuta is the source of this 3651-nucleotide messenger RNA. RefSeq lists its product as uncharacterized. NCBI's taxonomy places the organism in Eukaryota, Metazoa, Mollusca, Gastropoda, Physidae. Gene Ontology annotation, molecular function: protein binding. The record is from RefSeq and is a predicted model, not a curated record.